Chenopodium quinoa (quinoa) is the source of this 1314-nucleotide messenger RNA. RefSeq lists its product as uncharacterized. Lineage: Eukaryota; Viridiplantae; Streptophyta; Magnoliopsida; Caryophyllales; Amaranthaceae. The coding region runs from base 1 to 1314 and encodes 437 amino acids. The transcript is spliced from 2 exons. The record is from RefSeq and is a predicted model, not a curated record.
AUGCAGAGAAAGCUUGGUAGAGGCUGGGCUUGGGCUGAUAACUAUUCUUGUUCUCAGAAAGGUAGAAUAUGGAUAGGAUGGAAAAAUGAUAGACUCACUUUGCAGGUUCUGUCUGUCAAUGAGAAAUAUGUGCAUUGUAUUAUCAGUUCUAAGGAUUUUCAGAAAGAAAUUUCUUGUACCUUUGUGUAUGGCUUACAUUCCAUUCAUGACAGGAAGGAUCUUUGGGCUGGCAUUAGAGGGUUGCAUACCCCUAAUCUUCCUUGGCUUUGUGCUGGGGAUUUCAAUUCAAUACUGCACACUGAUGAUAAAUUGAAUGGAACUGAAGUAACUAAUUAUGAAAUUAGGGAUUUCAGACAGUUUAUUGAUUAUAUGGAGUUUCUUGAGAUUAAGAGUAAGGGUUUCUUUUACUCUUGGUCUAAUAAGGUUAAAUUAGGGCUUAGAACUUGUACUAGGAUUGAUAGGGGCCUGGUUAAUCAGAAUUGGCUUACUCUCUAUGCUCAUGUUGAGGCUAUUUACUUGGCUUCUUCUUUAUCUGAUCAUAGUCUCAUGCUUUUUGAUGUCUUUACUUCUCUUCCUGGUAAGGGAAGACCUUUCAGAUUCCUUAAUUGUAUUGCCUCUCAUACUGAUUUUAAUGAUGCUAUUAAAGAAGCUUGGGAUCAUUCUGGCUAUGGUUCUGUUAUGGGUCAAGUAUGGAAUAAAUUGAAGAGUGUAAAAGCUAAAGUGAAGGAAUUGAAUAUUAAUCAUUUUAGUAAUGUGUUGAUGCUGCUCAGGCAGCUUUGGAAGAGGUCAAGUGAAAUAUUGAAGAUCUAUGUUCAAGAAAAUAUUUACAAGCAGAAAUCUAGAGUUGAAUGGAUCAAGUUGGGAGAUGGUAAUACUCACUAUUUUUUCUCUAUAAUGAAGCAUAGACAGAGUGUUAAUAGAAUUGAUUCUAUUUACACUACUUAUAAUACUUUGCUGAAGAAACCUGAUGAGGAAGAGCAUGAGAUUGUUGGGUUUUACAAGAAUUUGAUGGGAUCUGCUGCUAGUUCUUUGCCUGUAGUUGAUCUUGUUACUCUGAGAAAUGGAAGGCAACUGUCUGUUUCUGCUCAGCAAUCCCUUAUUGCUGAUGUGACUACAGGUGAGAUUGAUGAAGCUAUAAAAGGAAUUGAAGCCACCAAAGCUCCUGGUAUUGAUGGCUUUAACUCUUUCUUCUUUCAUAAGUCUUGGCAUAUUAUCAAGAAUGAUAUUUAUGUUGCUGUUUUUGAGUUCUUUAGAACUGGAGUUAUGUUUAAAGCCUGGAAUUGUACAGCUAUUACCCUGGUUCCUAAAGUUUAA